Triticum urartu is the source of this 3508-nucleotide messenger RNA. RefSeq lists its product as uncharacterized. Gene Ontology annotation, molecular function: phosphatidylinositol-4,5-bisphosphate binding. The record is from RefSeq and is a predicted model, not a curated record. Lineage: Eukaryota; Viridiplantae; Streptophyta; Magnoliopsida; Poales; Poaceae. Gene Ontology annotation, biological process: exocytosis. Gene Ontology annotation, cellular component: exocyst.
CAUGGGGGCACCGCAUGUUCUUUCACCGCCUCCUCGAGUUCGCCUGUCUUGACGUAGUCGACGGAGCUCUGUGUAAAUUCCUGCCUUCUUCUUAGGCCGGUGAGAUUAGGGUUUCUCGUCAUGUGGUGUCAUUUGGUCUCAGGUGCUUCAGAUAUAUGCAAGAGUAUAACGGCGACGAAUGCGGCUCCAGGACACUGGUCUUAGGGGCAUGUCCACGAAGACUUCCAGGCUAUCAUCGACAAGGUCAAGCCGCCGGCUCCGGUAAGGGAGCGGCGACAGCAGGGCGUCGGUGGCUCAUUCUGGCAGCAGUAGUCAUCGUUUGGUGGUCUCAGAAUCUUAAUGUUAUUUUUUAAAAUAUUUGAGAUGCUUCGCAUUUUCGGUGAACUUUUAUAAUGGAUCUGAUCUCGCAACAAAAGGAUAACCAAGUAAAAAUAAGAUUCCACCAUUUUCACAUGCUGAUGAGAUGCACGUGCACUGCGUUGUAAAAGAAGUAAACAAUGAUGAUUUCACUACAACCGUGAGCUAUCAUGCAUAUGUGAUCGUGGAAACUUGAGAGGAGAUCUGAACACAGAGAAAAACUCAUCCAAGAUCACCAUCCUUGUACAUUGCUAACAAGAACAAAGAAGGAGCAAUGCUACACACACGAACAUCUCUUUUACGGGGUUCACAGAGAGGUUGAGGUGGGCUUUUUUGAUUGGGUGUAAAUCAGGCUGAGGAGCCCACCCUAACUAAAAAUCGGUGAAAAAUAAUAAUACCUUUCCCUUCCCUUCAUUUUAUCCAACCAAAAACUCCCACCUAAGCCCUCACGUAAAUUCCCAAAGGAUCUACUCCCCCCGAUUCAAAAAUGGUAUCGUGGCUUUAGUUUAGAUUUAAACUAAAGUUGAACUAAAGUCACGACAGGUAAUGUGCGUUUGGUGGGAGGAGAUGUUUCCAUCGACAACGAAGACGCCCAUGACUACUUCAUUAAACUCAAGAUGGUAUCGGCUCAGUUUCUCAGAAGUGUUCAUAGAGCUAGAAUGUGCAAUGCGUGCGUUCAUAAGGAGGGUAUAUAUGUGUAUGUAUGAUCUUCUGUGUCCUGUCUCCGUCUCUACUGUGUAAAAGUUACUAGGACGCUGAGCAUUCUAGAACAACAACGUCGCGGUUCAAACCCCUCCUAUGUUAUCUUUUUUUGGCCUAAUUAUAUGGAUAUAUACAACAGAAUUAUAUAUAUAAAAACAAAGAGUUGGACUAUUCUUCCACCACCACCACCACCAACCCCGCUUAUAUAAACGCCGCUGGCGGAACAAGAAACAGCACUUGCCAUGGCUGAUCUCGAGCGUCUCAACAUCUCCUGCAACCUGACACGCACGCCGGCGCCGCUGCGCCCUUCGUGCGAUCCGCCACCGACCCUCCUCGCCGCGCUGGUGGUACUUGUCUUCUGGCUUUGGGGGAACCUGCACCCUUUGCCUGACGGGGCGCCCGACCCCCGACCAGAUCCCGGCGAUUCCAGAGGACGCUGACGAGGCUGAGGUGGAAGCCGCUGCCAUACCUCCCGAUGGCGCUGGCACGCCUCCUCGAAGCGAGCGCGAGCCGUACGGCGACGGCGGGGGCGCCUCAAGCAGCGGCAGACAGGAAGCAGCCCCGGCCGCGGCUGCACACUUCCGGAGGGAUCCGUCGUCAAUCCGGUACCAGGAAGCAGAAGGCGCCGCUGCCCUCCCUCCAGCUGGUACGCCUCCCCGAGGCGAGCGCGACCCCUACGGCGCCGGCGGGGGCGCCUCAUGCAGCGACAGGCAGGAAGCAGCCCCGGCCGCGGCUGCACAAUUCCGGAGGGAUCCGUCGUCAAUCCGGUACCUGGAAGCAGCAGGCGCCGCUGCCCUCCCUCCCGCUGGCAAGCCCUACGGCGCCGGCGGGGCCGCCUCGAGCAGCGGCAGACACGAAGCAACCCCGGCUGUGGCUGCACACUUCCGGAGGAAUCCGUCAAUCACGUACCAUGAAGUAGCAGGCGCCGACUCCGUGGACAUGAUCCGAGGAGGCUCGUGCGAGUGCGAUGCAGGGGCUUGUGUGGAAGUGGAACGCCGAGCCUUCGUCCAUGCUACAUUCGACAGAUCUGGUGAGGCUGCUGGUAUCCUUCAGAAGAUGGUGGAUGGUUUUGGGACAAUACUUCUCAGCGCAGAUGACGUCGAAGAAUCCACAAUUCAUCUAGCAAACAGACAUCUCGUUGAAGCUCUGGAAUCAGCACAUGCCAUCGGAUGCACGGCUGAUUUUCUCUCUCAGAUGCUUGACGGCUGGGGCUGUAAGCUGGAGGGGGAUGCGCGAAGGAUAUGGCAGGGUGAAAAGUGUAGAGAAUACAUUUUCCUGUUCAGCAAUGCAUAUGAUGUUUUGCUGAUUAUGCGUGGUCGAGGAGCAACCUUUUCAAACGUAGAACUAGAGAGUAGGCUCAGUGCGAUGUUCCGUCGAUACAAGACCAGCUACUUGGAUGAGUGCUGGGCGCCUCUGAUGAACUACCUAGACCGUUUGGAUAAGUUUAGUGAUGAAUUUUGUAUCAUCUGCAGACGUCAGAUGACACUGAAGGUUAAUGCUAACCUCAGGUACAAGCUACGGAAAGAGAUUGUGGGUUUGAUUGUUCCACAGUACCAGGUUUCAUUCUUGGCCCAGAGGAAGAAUCAGAGUCGCCUCUCACGGGCGCUACAUUGCCGAAAGCGAGUCAUGGCAGGAAAACAAAAGAUGUGCACUGCCGAGGAAUUGGAAAUGGUGAUAAAUGAUUUGUUUGAAGGAUGAUCUGAACCUAGUCCUAGGGCACCGGUUUACUCAUUUGUUCUAGUUCUAACGUCCAAACGUUCCACGUGUAUAUACAUUUUGAGGCGAAUUGCAUUGUGUGUAUAUAUAAUUCUUUUAUCCGUGCGUCUCAUCAGGUGUCCCCGGCCCCGGUACGUACUAACCUUGUUGUGAUUAGGCUUGUACCUUGUGGAUUUGGGGCUAUUGUUUGUGGUGCUGCCCCCGGCCCGGUGCGAACCUCUUUAUUUUCCGUGAUUUUAUUGCUUUCCUUUUGAAUUGUAUAAACUUGGUAUACUUGAUGGAUGUGGUUUAUAUAUAAAGCGGGAGCGAGCCUUUUCCAUCAUAAGCGUUGAAAAAUGAGCGGGAGAAAAAUCAGCACAACCAAGCAUGACGUACGUGUUCGGCAAAACACAAUGUCUACUCGUAUUUUACUUUGCGUUGAACCGUCGACCCUCACCUUGCCGUCCAGUGAGCCGUGCGGAGAAGGGGAAAAAGGACGAAAACAACGAGUAUCUAGAUGCAACAGGGGCUCGUCGGCAAUAGAGCAUAGAAAAUGGAAUCACCUCGCUGAACGGAACCUGUUGGUGGCUUGGUGCCCGACGGUCUCGGGCAACUGCUGCUGCCUGGCGGUAAACAUGCCGGCCUCCGGCCGCCCGCCCUGGGUGUGAAGAAUGCGCAGAGGAGAGAAGAAAAGACAAGUGUGUAUUAGGAUAAGGCUCAUGCCCGUGUGGGUAGGGAACAAGAGGUGAUCGUU